AUGGAGAAACAAGAAGAAGAAGAUGUGAAGAGAAGACAAAGACAAAAAGCAGCAACCAGCCUCGGGUUCUUACAUUGGGAAGAGCUAAAAAAUCAUGGAGAUUUAUCCAAGGUAGCUUUGAACAUUGCCCUUACUACCCUCGUGGACGAUGCAUCAACGGGGUUCUGUAUUAUGAAUCUGGUGAAUUUGAUCGUGCUCAGGGAAAGUUCCCAAGGUUACCUCUUAACUUACGAGGGAAAGUUAGCUUCUCUUGCUUCUGCAACCUAUGUGAAAGCCUUUAUUUCACUAUGGGUUCUGGAGGAUGCAGAGAGACAUGCGUGGUCGUUUAGAACAUUUUCUUUAACUUUUCCACUCGAUGAUCCAAUUUUGGACACCUUUUUAGAACUAACGGGUGUGACUGAAGCCGGUGAGUUUGUUUACGCACCAACAACUUUGCAGAGUCCGUUUCAUGCUCUGUAUUUCGAUCCACAGAGAAACAGCUUUAGAAGAGUCAUAUAUGAAGGACUCGCGGACGACGAAUUUAGGCGACGUAAUAGACUUGGAUACGAACGUCACCAUAUUCUUCCCAAUCACAUAGAGAGUCUCAUUUCUUUGUAA
Messenger RNA from Arabidopsis thaliana (thale cress), 597 nucleotides. Its product is annotated as F-box associated ubiquitination effector family protein. The record is from RefSeq and is marked reviewed. Lineage: Eukaryota; Viridiplantae; Streptophyta; Magnoliopsida; Brassicales; Brassicaceae. The transcript has a single exon. The coding region runs from base 1 to 597 and encodes 198 amino acids.